AUGCUGCGCUUGCGUCAACACUCGAUGCUGGCUGGCCUGGCGGCUGUCGCCAUGCUCUUCAGCUGCGUCAAAGCCUCUCCGCUGCCUCAAGGCGAAGGAGCAUCCGCUUCAGCUUCCUCUGGUAGUCUCGCCGCUGGUGGCGGUGUCGCUGGAUUUGACAGUAACGGCAAGCCUAUCGCUGCGACCGGUACUGUCAGCAUCAACCACAACCGAGCCAACGCUAGAGCUAAGGCUCUGGGUGUCAAGGUUGAAGACCACCUGAACGGAUACCUGUUCAUCUCCUACAAAGAUGAGACCGAAGCUGUUUAGUGAGUAAAUGCGAGGUGCCGCGUCGCACGAAGUAUUCCUUCGCAGGCUCCUUCAGAUCGAUCGCCUAACAACCUUUGACCCUGUUGUGUGACCCAGUGCUCAUCUUUCGGUAGGCAACAGCCCGCUCAAGUACACCGUCGUCAACGAGGGCCAGCCCAUUCUCAGAUCUGAAGUCGGAAGCAAGUCAAUUCGAGACCCAUACCUGAUCUCGAAGCCUGACCGCUCCCAAAGCUGGAUCAUCGGCACGGACGUCAACGUCCGCCAGUACAAUGGAGACUAUGGCAAGGUCCAGAGAAAUCAGAGCCGCGGCAUCGUCAUCUUCGAAUCCAAUGGGGCAAGCCUUUCCGACUGGAAGCCCGCUCGUAUCUCUCCUCCUCUCAUCGAUGAAAGAGCUGGCUUUGUCAAUGCACCUUCGGCCGUGUGGGAUCCCAUCAAGAACGCCUUCCUCGUCACCUGGGGUAGCGCUGUGUUCAAGACCGCCCAACAAGAUGACAAGGAUCAGCCCCCUACCUUCAUCUGGAGCGCCUACACCACCGAUUUCCAGACCUUCUCCAAAGCUCAGCCUUACUACACUCCCAAGGACGGCGCUGCAACUGACAUGGCCAUCGCUGCUCUGAACGGCACCACUGACAGCAAGUCGUUUGCCCGCUUUUUCCGCGACGACACCAACGGCACGCUCAAGGUCCGCGGCCAGAUCAGCCGUGAUGGUGUCAAUGGCAAGUGGAUCGACAUUGGAGGCACCGACGGCUUUGUGGACCCUAAGAACAACAACGGCGGACCUCUGCUCUUCAAGGACAACAUCGACCAAAGCAGGUGGCACAUCUGGGUGGACGGCUUUGUCUCUGGCUACAGACCCUUUGAGACCAACGACAUUGCCCAACCCCACCCUCAACCCAGCUCGACAGAUGGCUUCCCUGUUGGUAGCAAGCAGGGCAACGUCGUCCCUCUGACUGAGGCCCAAUACAGCGCUCUGUCCAAGGCCUGGGACGUGCCUGCUCCCGCCGACACCGCGACAGGCGCGACCCCUAGCACCACCCCUGCUACCACGCCUGAGCACUAA
This is a messenger RNA of Ceraceosorus bombacis, 1369 nucleotides long. The record is from the annotation of a GenBank genome assembly. NCBI's taxonomy places the organism in Eukaryota, Fungi, Basidiomycota, Exobasidiomycetes, Ceraceosorales, Ceraceosoraceae.